ACUGAAUGUCGCUCCGAGGUUAAAAAUAAAGCCAUGUGAGUGAUUUAAUCUUGACCUCGAAGCAGAUAGAUUGAGUCAACACUGCACUGUCGCUAUUUAGGCCAAUUCAGUUAUAGAAGAAUUAUUAAAACUCACACUUUUCUACAAGGCUUGAGAUAAUAAAAUAAAAGAAGUGUAUUGUUCAUUGCUGAGCCUCAAGGUUUUUUAUUCAUUUAUUUCUUCUUCUUCUUCUUCUUCUUCUUCUUCUUCUUCUUCUUCUUCUUCUUUUGUUUUAUUCCUCAAAGUCUCGAGGCUUUAUUUUCAUGAUAAUAACAAAUUAAUAAAUGAUCCAUUCUAGUUAAAGUUAAGAACUCAGAAACAGCAUUGUGUGGUCUGCUCGGCGAGGUAAAUUCACGACUUGCAGUUAUGGGCUACCAUUUAAUAUUACACGGAAUGUUGUUAACAAACUAAUAUCAAUAUUUUGCUCUUUAAUGGUUAUUUAUCUGGCUGAUGUUGUUGUUAUCUUUCGGUUGUUUGAGAGCUUUAGGUGCUUUUUCUUGCUUACGUCGAAAGACUGUAUAUAGGUCUUUCGGCAUGCUUGAUAAUAACUUACUUGGCCCUUUGUUUCUCAUUCGUGCUUAUAAUGAUCCAGGCAAAGAGCUAAUGCUACAUUUGAGACGUUUAUAGCACCAACAAACUAUACAGACAACAUGAACGUUUCAUCAGCAAACACAAACAGUUGUUCUCUUUCAAUGGCUCAUGGUAUUCCACUUAUCUUAGUCAACGCUAUCGUUUGCGUUUUGGGAUCACUUGGAAAUGUGCUGGUUUGUUUGGCCAUUGCUACAAACUCCCGCUUACGCCGAGCCUUCAACUAUCUUCUAUUCAGCUUAGCAAUCGCUGAUCUAAUUAUCACCUUCAUAUGCGAGCCAGUCGUUCUGGAAUACAUCACCUUCCUAACAUUCUUCCACGAGUGCAGAAGAAGCCCGAAGAGACGACUUGUGUACACCAUUUUUUCUGUUCUUUCAUGCCAAUCCUCAGUUUUACAUUUGGCGGCAAUCAGUCUUGAUCGUUUCGUUGCCGUUGCGUUUCCACUGCGUCACAAAAUCUUCAUGGAAAAAGGCGGACUUAAGAUUAUGCUCAUAGCAUCAUGGUCCAUUCCGAUUCUUACUUCCGUUUUACCCAAUAUCAUUUCGACAGGUUCCACUCCUGUCUUUUAUUUUAUCAAUAUUGGAAUCUUUGCUUUUAGCGGUUUAAUUAUUUUAUUUUUUCACUUUCUGAUUGUGCUAGUUCUGCUCUACUACAGUAAGAAAAAAAAGCAUAUAAGAGUUCGAGCAGUUUCAGUCCGGGUCACUUGCACACUGGCUAUCGCAACAGGCGUCUUCAUCGUUUGUUGGGCUCCAAUAAUUACGGUGCUUGCCGUUGACAAAUGGCGGAGAAGCCCUCUACACUUUUGGCUCCAAACUCUGGCUCUGUCAAACUCAGCCAUGAACUUUGUGAUUUACUCUGCUAGAAUGCGGGACUUCAAAGAUGCAUAUGUUGGUAUCUUACGCAAGAUGCUCUGCCUGUAG
Messenger RNA from Porites lobata, 1547 nucleotides. Lineage: Eukaryota; Metazoa; Cnidaria; Anthozoa; Scleractinia; Poritidae. The record is from the annotation of a GenBank genome assembly.